GUCCGCAGCUCGGGCCUCAUCGGCCAGUCAGCCUGUCUGGGGAAUUUUCCUGCAAGUGAGUGCUCCUCUGUUGGCAACCGGCAGUCUGCCGCCGAAUUCCGCUUCCCUAGACUUGCAUGCCAACCAACGGCUGCACGGCGGAUCAUCUGUCUGUUGCCCUUUCUGGUCGGAUCUGGGACUCUGGGCCUUCGAUUGCCAGUGCCGUCAUUCAUUGCAUCGCAUAGCGCCCUGGUCCCUGCACCUGCCACGAUGCGCCGACUGAGCAUUUAUGGUUCGUUUGAUCACCUAGCAUUGCUCGCAAGCAUGCCACGCUACUCGCUCUCGUUCUGGCUCCCUCCCAGAUUCUGGAUUGUGCGGUACCGCGAAUGCCUUCGAAGCCACCUGGAACCUUCGGCGGCAUGGAUGCGCCGUUGUCUUUCGAGGGCAGUCCGGCAACCGCCGCUCUCCUCUUUGGUUCUAGGUUGUCCUAAGUUUUGGUCGCAAGAGUCUCUCCUGAGGUUUCCGACCUUCUCAAGAGACUCAUUUAUCCGGGCCGUGGCCGCAAGUGUGGCAGCCAAGGUCCCAAACUCCCGUCCGAUGCUUCCUCUCUCUGCGAUGUCUAUUGAGCAAAGAUAGCUGAGGUGUAGGUGCUCGAGUGCCGGUCCGCUGUUGGCCGCCGAUAGCCUCUUGCCCAGACCCGACGACGCUGAGCUAAGUCGCUGAGAUGGCCCUGUUUCGGCGGCGCCUU
Messenger RNA from Lasiosphaeria miniovina, 727 nucleotides. RefSeq lists its product as uncharacterized. Bases 250 to 615 code for a protein of 121 amino acids. Lineage: Eukaryota; Fungi; Ascomycota; Sordariomycetes; Sordariales; Lasiosphaeriaceae. The transcript has a single exon. The record is from RefSeq and is a predicted model, not a curated record.